AUGGGCUUGAACAGCCUUCACAUCCACUGGGCUCAGAAGAAGCCUCGCCCAACGAACAAAGGGAAACAGACCAAAAUCAAUGCAGUGACGCUGCUGGUGAUGGUGAUGGGCCUGAAGGAUUUCAAAUACCGGUCAUUGAAAUCAAAAUGCCGGGUGCGCAGGCCGCCAAGGGCAAGGGCAAAGGCAAGUGCAAGGGGCCACCCAUGCCAACUUGCAAAGCCAUGGCAAAGUCCGAAGUCAAAAAAACAUGAGGCCAAAAAGAACCUAGUGACCUUGCAUUGGAAGGCUUUGCCGAAGGCAGCUGAGUUGGAUUCCGCGGCCAAGAUGUCGUCGAAUGAUCCACUCCUGCAGAGCUGCCGCGAUCUACUAUGUAUUGCCAAGGGCUCCCCCCCUUCAGCUGACAAAGACAUGGCUAGCCACAUGACAAUCACGGAGGCUCUUGCAGGUGCCUUCCAAGCUAAUCAGGCUUGUGAAGACAUGCCCGAUUCCAUGAACGAGGUCUACUUCAAAAGACGUGAAGCUGCUGUACAAUUUGCGCCGGGUGACGCCAACAAGAACUCCAUUCUCGAUGAGAAGCACUGCCGAAUGUUGGGCAUUCUGAUGGGGAAGUACCGCAUGAAGAACAAAGAUGAAAGCCAGCGACAGAUUGUGGCAACUAUGAAGCGAGCAGUGUUGAGCUGCAGAUAUGACAUCCUGAAAGAGGAGGGCUUGAGCAUGCUUCGAAAAGUGGUCCGCGAUGCCCUGGAUGGGAAAGGAAUCUCCAAUUACGUUAAAGCACACGGCGCGGGUGCCUUGAAGAAACUGAAAGAUCCAUGGUUGCAUCGAUUGGUCUAUGAAAUACUCAAGGUUCCCCAGAUUGAAGAACGCCUCGAGUGUAUGCUGUUCCAGACAGCUUUCGAGGAGAGCGUUGCGAAAUGCUCCAGGAAUAUUGAUAUCAUGUGCGAGGCUUUGAUGACAGUCAAUGACAACCGGGGUUGCUUGCGUGAGCUUUUCAACAUUGCUCACCGCUUCGGGACUGCCUUGAACAGCAAUUGCCUUGCUCCGCAAGCUCCACAAGGAUUCAGCAUUGUAUCCUUGGAGCGAUUGGCGCAGACAAAAUCGACAGCUUCCCCAAAGCACAACAUGUUGCACUUUGUCCUUGCGAUGAUGAAGCCAGAGAUGAGUGCUGCUCUUUUUCCUGACGAGGACCUCAAAGCUUUGUCAGCAGCAAAGAGCUUAAAAAGCUACACCGUCUAUCAGGACUGCGCUGAGCUCACUGAAGGCUUCUUUGCUUUGCGUGAAAUUUGUGAAACUGGCAAGUACCAAAGCAACACUGGAGAGAAAGUCAAGAUUGAGCGAAGGCGAAUGACGAAAGCACCUCGAGACAAGGAGGAGACCAUAGAUUCUGACGACUGCUUCCACUCCGUGAUACAGGCGUUUGUUGAGAAGAACGAGGACAAAAUCAACCAGAUUGCUUCUGGAUGCUUCGCUGCUUUCCGUAUGUACAAGGAAAAAGCGUUGUUUUUUGACGACCUCGGCUCUGUAUAUCCACCGCCAAAAGAUGACCAUGACAGCAAGGCCGAUUUGGUGGCUGUGAUCUACAAGCUGGCGAUGCAGGUGCGCUUGCACCUUACAGAGGUGGAGCAGGCCGUCACUUGCUUGGCCAUGCAGAGUCGCAGAGCUACUGGUUGA
Molecule: messenger RNA, 1671 nt
Organism: Durusdinium trenchii
Lineage: Eukaryota; Dinophyceae; Suessiales; Symbiodiniaceae
Source: the annotation of a GenBank genome assembly